GACCUCACAGUUUAACGCCCAAAAUGGCGGCACGGUUGAAAAGUUUUGCCAGUUUUAUCCAUGUUUGUCCUCCUUGUAGAUGACUUGUUUGGUUGUUUUAGCAGCACGGAGACUCGUCGUUUACACACUGUAGGCGCGCAGGUAUUUUAUCUAAUUUUUGUGGGCCAGGACCAAAAUCAGAAUGUCUUUUUUCCUCUCUGCUAAAAAUGUCGGGCAUCACUUUACCAAUGCUAGUUUUAGGCUAGGCUAGGCUAGCAAGCUAACUACUUCUCAGAUGAGUGCUGGUUAAGAGCUUCGGGAGUUAUGCCUUACCUCACCUGGAUCGACCCGCGGAACUGAAUAUGAAGAAGAGGACCUUCAAGUAGAAAUGGAGGAUGAUGUGAAGAAAGUGAAAAAGGUAAGACAGCCAGGUAUCGUGUCCCCGUUCAAGCGAGUCUUCCUGAAAGGAGAGAAGGGGAGAGACAAGAAGGCGCAGGAGAAAGCCACCGAGCGCAGGGCCCUCCACACCUUCUCACUCUCUCAGCCUGACCACCGCAUCGACCCUGACAUCCUCCUCAAUGACUACAUCGAAAAGGAGGUCAAAUACUUGGGGCAGCUGACAUCCGUUCCAGGAUACUUGAAUCCCUCAAGUCGCACAGAAGUGCUGCAGCUCAUCGACUCUGCAAGGAAGUCCCAUCAGUUGGCAGGCCAGCUGACCUCAGAGCAGGAUGCAGUGGUGAGCUUAUCAGCGUACAACAUCAAGCUUGUUUGGCGUGAUGGAGAGGACAUCAUCCUCCGGGUGCCCAUCCAUGACAUUGCUGCUGUCUCCUACAUCAGAGACGAUUCUUUGCACCUCGUGGUGAUUAAAACAGCCCAGGAGUCAGGAGGGUCUCCUUGUCCCAGCUCGUGUCCUGAUCUCAACAAGUCUCAGACCCUGAGCUCUUUAUCAGAGAGCGGAGCUGUACUUGUAGAAGUCUGCUGUCUGCUCGUGCUGGCUGUUGACAAUAAGGCUGCAGCGGAGGAGCUGUGUCUCCUGCUCAGUCAGGUCUUUCAGAUCGUUUACACAGAAUCCACAAUAGACUUCUUAGACAGAGCCAUUUUUGAUGGAGCAACGACACCUACCAGACACCUUUCUCUAUACAGUGAUGACUCCUCAAGCAAAGUGGAUGUUAAAGAGGCUUUUGAGGCUGAAGCUGGCACAUUUCCUUUCCAGGGCUCCUUGGAGGCUGAAGAAAACUCUCAAUCAGCUUCCUCCCCGGCAUCCCCUCAGACGAAGACGGCAAGUGAAGGAGAGCUCAGCACCACCGCUGCAGAGCUGCUGCAGGACUACAUGACCACACUGCGGACAAAGCUGUCAUCACAGGAGAUCCAGCAAUUUGCCACCCUGCUCCACGAAUACCGUAACGGUGCCUCCAUCCAUGAGUUCUGCAUCAACCUGCGACAACUCUACGGGGACAGCAGAAAGUUCCUUCUACUUGGCCUGCGUCCCUUCAUACCAGAGAAGGACAGCCAGCACUUUGAGAACUUCCUUGAGACAAUCGGUGUGAAGGACGGCCGCGGCAUCAUCACAGACAGCUUCGGCCGCUACAGACGCACAGCCAGCUCCGCCUCUGAUUCUACCACCAACGGCAAUGGAGCAGCCGGAGGAAGCGUCGCCUCGGACGAGGGCCAGGAGGCCUCAGAGGGAGACGAGUGGGACCGCAUGAUCACAGACAUCAGCAACGACAUCGAAGCUCUGGGCUGCAGUAUGGACCAGGAGGGAGUGACGCCUUGACAGGAUGAUCAAAGGGAAAUUUAGCGGCGAGAAGACGCAGCAUGGCCGGCGAUCCUUAAAUGAACAGAAGGCCUGAGCUAAAGGGACCAGAUGAAGGUGGUCCUCAGCACUGACCGAAGAUAUGAUUCAUUGUAUUUUCCUCUAAUUGUCAAGAGGACAUUCUAUAUCCCCUGAAAACUCAAGGCAAACCUCAACCUAUCACCCAGAAAACAUGAAGUCAACAAAUGCACUUAUGCAAACUCUGUAGAGGACUCACAGUCAGUUGGCUAUUUUUACACUCAGAGGGAUUCAUAGUCUCUGAUAUAUUUUUAAACUGCUUUGAUUUUUGUACUCAUUUAUUGGCAGUAUCUGCCACUGCUGUCACCAAUGUAGCGACAAUCUCCAGAGUCUUUGACAGGCUGAUUAGAAUAGGUGCAUGAACUCUGGAGGGUCAAUCUGAGGACUGUGUACGUGACUCUAGAAGGUAAAGACUGAGGCUGUACUGCUUCUUCUUUUUUUGUAACUUUGGUCAAUCAGCUUCAUCCACCAGGAGAACUUUGCAUCAUAUAUUUCAAAUGUGUGUUGCUGUGAGAGUGAAACAUUUUUGCUAUACUAUAUCUAUAAAUAUUUUUGUUUUUACAAGAAGAUUUGUGUACCACUUUGUUUUUACACUAUCAUUUGUUAUCAGUGUUCACUCAUAUAUAUAUAUUUUUUUGUUUUGUUUUUGCGUUAUUCUAACAGACCAAGGAAAUGCUGUAAAAACAAAAAUUCUCACUCAGUUUAAGCAAACGAGUGGGGACUAUUUGACAAAGCCUGUUAGAUUAUGGCUGAUGUAAAUUUAUGAUUUGAGUUUUUUCAUGUCCUGCAGGACCUCUAGUAUUGUGUAAUGUUUCAUGACAUUACAUUCAUGUAUCAUUGUGCCUUUACACUGCAGUACUGCUGCCAACUGUCUGCACACACAGACAGGAAGUUCUGAACUGUAACUACAGUUGUUGAGUAAAUUGUUGGUUAUUAAAUAACAACUACUUUA
Molecule: messenger RNA, 2762 nt
Organism: Labrus mixtus (cuckoo wrasse)
Lineage: Eukaryota; Metazoa; Chordata; Actinopteri; Labriformes; Labridae
Gene: ccm2
Product: CCM2 scaffold protein
Exons: 10
Coding region: 368-1753 (461 amino acids)
Biological process (GO): vasculogenesis; heart development
Source: RefSeq, a predicted model, not a curated record